UAAGAAUACACAGCAGAUUCGUCGGUAAAAUCUAUUCCAAAACAUUAUGGCGACAUGUCUAACGCCACUUGUUGGAAAUGUGCGUUCUCUUGACACGUCGACAUUUGUGCUUCGCAAUUGUUUUACAAGAAUAACAGAUGAUAUAAAUGGAUCGUAGCUCUAGAUAACAUUCAUCACGAUAAGUCAUUUUGAAUGACACUAUUCUCGAUAGAAGUUAUUCGUUCGUCGUGUGUUAUCGAACAUACCAAAGUGUGACAUAGACGCAACGUUUCCAAAAAUUUGACGCAUUCGCCGAAAUAUUUCUGUGAUGUUAUAAAAUUAUGAAGAUUGUUUGCAUUGUAUCGCAAAUGUCAUCAAUAUUUUGGAUAUUGAUAACAUAAAUUAAAAACACGAAACUCCUAAUGUCGAUUUUGCAAAAUGAAUCUUCGAUAUGACAUCUGUUCUGUUUUAGUUUUAUUUUUUAUUUUAAUACGUGCCACGGCAGAACAGCAGGAUGUUCAGCAUUUAUUACCCGAUAUCAAGUUUAAUUCUAAUGAAUAUUCUGAAUAUCUUGAGAAUGAGGAUAGAGAUAGAGGAUCCUUGACACAACCAGAUGAAAAACAAUAUAUAAAAGAUAAUUCAUAUUUGCAAGUUAAUAACCAUCUAGAUAAAGAGAAAUCAAUAACUGCAGAUGCCUUGGACAAAAACAUAGUGUGGGAUGCACAAUGGGCUUCACAAUUGAAACUUAAUCAAAUAUCAGCAGUUUCUAUGGAUAGAAAAGGCAAUGUUGCUAUAUUUCAUAGAGCAGAUCGUAUCUGGGGACCUUAUACUUUCAAUACUGAAAAUAAGUUUAAUCCAAAUAAUGGGCCAAUAACAAAAAAUACAAUUGUCCUCUUGGACAAAAAUGGAAACAUAGUAUUAGAAUGGGGAAGGAACAUGUUUUAUCUCCCACAUGGUUUGACUAUUGAUCAAUCUGGAAAUUAUUGGAUUACUGAUGUAGCGAUGCAUCAGGUAUUCAAGUUUGACGCUCAAGAUAUUGAGAAAAAUAUGGAUGAGUUGAAACGUGCACAGUUUAGUUCAGAGACAGAUGUGCCUAACUAUCAAACUAUCAAACAUGCAUUAUUCAAAAAUAGCAUACUGAAGCCAUCCAUAAUUUUGGGAGAGGCUUUUGUUCCUGGUAAUGACGAAAGAAGAUUUUGUAAACCGACUGCUGUUGCUGUACAUAAUAAUGGUGAUUUCUUUGUCAGUGAUGGGUAUUGUAAUUCUAGGAUAAUUAAGUUUAACAAAAACGGGGAACGGAUUUUACAUUGGGGACGACAUUGGGGUGCUGGAGAGCCUGUUUAUUCGCAGUUGCCUCCACCAAAUGCAUUUCUCGUUCCACAUGCUUUAGCACUCGCGAGUGAGUUAAACUAUAUUUACGUAGCUGACAGAGAAAACGGCAGAAUAUUAUGUUUCUUUGCUAGCAAUGGCACAUUCCAUAAAGAGUACAGGCAUCCUGCCAUUGGUACAAAAAUUUACAGUGUUGCUUACGCUCGAGAAAAAUUAUAUCUAGUUAAUGGACCUGAUCCGUAUACAAACAAUCCAGUAACCGUGCAAGGCUUUGCGCUUGAUAUUUAUUCCGGAAAGAUGCUAUCAAUGUUUGGACCCAAGAAAGGCAUGAAUAAUCCACAUGAUCUCUAUGUGACGGAAAAUGGUUCUGAGAUAUAUGUAGUAGAAUUAAACAGUCAAGUAAUUUAUAGAUUUCUACAAGAUGUAAAUGAUUCAAUGUAUUUUGAGGAUUCACAAUCUACUAAACAACGUCGACCCAAGAUCUUAAUACAUCCUGAUACUAAAGAUACUGAUAUUGAAAAAACUGACAUGAUAAAAUUGAUUCUAGGCCUUGGCUCAGCGGCAAUUUCGUUUAUUACAAUAUGCGUCGUGAUUGCUGCCAUUGUAGCAAGAUACCAAAAAAGAGGAUGUUUACUUACGAUGCGUAAGAGAAUGCGUUGGGAAGCCGAGAGACGGGAGAAUUUCAAACUAUCCAGCCUGUUGGAGAAUCGUCGUGGGAGAAGUUUCAAGUUUCUGGAGAAGCGGCCAAACACUCGCGAUUUCAGUAAAUUAAAUACAGAGCCGGAAACUUCGGAAGAUGAACGUCCUGAAAACAGUAUCGCAAAGGUUAUUUAAGACAGUACUAAAUAAUGUCGAAAUAUCGUGCAUUACUAUUACCAAACCG
Messenger RNA from Linepithema humile (Argentine ant), 2191 nucleotides. RefSeq names its product Peptidyl-alpha-hydroxyglycine-alpha-amidating lyase 1 (gene Pal1). The record is from RefSeq and is a predicted model, not a curated record. Lineage: Eukaryota; Metazoa; Arthropoda; Insecta; Hymenoptera; Formicidae. Gene Ontology annotation, molecular function: catalytic activity; protein binding. Gene Ontology annotation, biological process: peptide metabolic process. Gene Ontology annotation, cellular component: extracellular region; membrane.